Molecule: messenger RNA, 1383 nt
Organism: Corticium candelabrum
Lineage: Eukaryota; Metazoa; Porifera; Homoscleromorpha; Homosclerophorida; Plakinidae
Product: multiple epidermal growth factor-like domains protein 10
Exons: 9
Coding region: 277-996 (239 amino acids)
Molecular function (GO): scavenger receptor activity
Source: RefSeq, a predicted model, not a curated record
UUUUUAUUGCAGGGAUUUCAGUUUGGGGCUGACUGUCUACAGCUUUGUAAUUGCGAUAAUGCUGAGAGUUGCAGUAGCGUGGACGGCACAUGCCACUGUAAACCAGGCUGAAUCGGUUCUACCUGUUCUGAUCCGUGUCCAUCAGGACUAUGGGGUUAUGAAUGUAGUAACAUCUGUAGGUGCCACAAUGCAGGCACUUGUGACCACGAAAUUGGGGACUGCAACUGUACCGAAGGCUGGACCGGGAGUACAUGUUCACAACCUUGCGAGAAAGGGAUGUACGGUCGAGACUGUAAGGAACACUGUGACUGCAAAUUUGACUACUGUGAUGCAAGGAAUGGCACUUGCUUGUGUCCAGAAGGUUGGACCGGACUUCGUUGUGAUCAGGAAUGUCCGGACGGUACAUUUGGAGUGGGCUGUCAAGAUUGUCAAUGUGAGCUCGUAGAUGCAGCGUGUGACAAAAAAUCUGGCUGCCAGUGCCCCAGCGGGCGCACUGGAGACGAUUGCCAAGCGGUGUGUGAGGUUGAUUUGUACGGCGUUGGAUGUACACAAACAUGCAGUGAGGAAUGUCUAAACGGAAAAUGUGACCCGGAGACAGGAAUUUGUGCUUGUCCAGAGGGUCAGUCUUGGGACGGUGAGAACUGUCAAGAGACAGUUGUAAUCUCAGGAGGGUCAAAGGCAAAAGAUUCAUCUGUUAUAUGGGAAGGUGUUGGAGGUGGUGCAGCCGUCAUUCUUGUGUCCUUGUCUAUUAUACUGGUGAUAGUAAUAAGACGACGAAAGCGUGCGGACAUGAUGAGUGUGAGCUAUGGGAAUACGCGUGAAAAUCAAGUGUCAAUACAAUUAUCAAAACCUGGUUAUUCUACGUAUGCUGUACCGGUGGUAUCAUGUGUAGCUUAUAGCUCGAUCAAUGACCCAGGAAAUCUAAGGAAAACAAUCACUUUUCAGGAAACAUGCUAUGCAAUGACUCUAUGUACAUUGCACCGAUGCCACCGAUGAGAAACAGCUUACCAGGAGAAGGAUCGUUAUCUCCAGAUCCGGACGAGCAACUUAACUUUAGUGAACCUUUGCCAAUAGAUCAGAUGGCUACCAAUCCGUGUUAUGAUAGAUCUGCAUUGAUUGCCGGUGCUGCUCGUUUUACUACAGAGGAGCCAUUGUAUGAGACUGCAGAUGCAGUGCAUCGGGAUGAAGAAUGACGAAUGGUGGUCAAUAGUUGGUUGGUGUCACGGUUACAUGUGGGCAAUGUGAGUUAGGAAAACAUGAAUAUUUUAUCACAAAUUGUGUACUUGUUUUGGCAACCACCUGUGGACACGUGUGCUUAUAGCAAUGUCUUUAGGCUGUCGUUUACUGCUGGGUUGUUUAGUAUUGAAAUAGACACUUUUAUGG